Punica granatum (pomegranate) is the source of this 919-nucleotide messenger RNA. NCBI's taxonomy places the organism in Eukaryota, Viridiplantae, Streptophyta, Magnoliopsida, Myrtales, Lythraceae. The record is from RefSeq and is a predicted model, not a curated record.
AGAAAAAAGGGCCAGUGCUGAUCAUCAGAAUCUCCGUCUUCGCCCUCUUCUUGUUCGAAGCUAUGACUAUUCCUUUCCGUUUCUCUUCGUCCAUUUCAGGGCCAGCAGCUCCUGUUUCAUCGCUUCUCAGCUUCGCCGUACGGAACAUCAUCUUUGGUGUUCUCCGCUGCUUCUUCUUGUUGAUCCUCCCUUUCUAUGUUCUGCAUGUGUUCGCUUACAUCAUAUAAUUUUUGCGACACUCAAUUGAGAAUUUCAUUGAAAAGGGAGCAUGAGUAUCACUGAAGCAUUGCGUCUGCAAGUGGAAGUUCAAAACCAACUCCAUGAACAGCUUGAGAUUCGGAGGAAACAGCAAAGCAAAGUACGUAUCUGCAAAUGCUGUUAGAGAAACAGGGAGAGCUCAUGGACGACAGUGGGGUAAAGGCCAAUUCAUCUACAGUAUCAAACACCAGCAGCUCCAGCCCCGUGGAAGGCAAAACAAAAGUGUCGGAUGCAGAUUAUGCGACAAAGGACUGACUGUAAGGAGCACUGAUGCCUCUUCACUCAAGGACAUAAGGGCCCCGGGGGGCGGGGGGUUGGGGCGGGCCGCCGGGAAGGCUUCAGAAACUAUAGUAAUUGAAGAUGAUGAUUGGGUUAAUGGUGACCCAAGUGCCCCGUCCACGAAGCGAGCAGGAGGGGACGUUCAGUGAGAUGUAUGUUAGAUUCGUCGUUGCGCUGUUUUGGGUGCACUCAGUGCGAUGUCGAGACAAAUGUUGGUUAUGGAUGCCUGUGGUUUUUGGAACAUUAGUGAGAAUAAAAUUUUAAUUGGGGCAUCUAUAAACUGUGCAAACAAUAAGAGGCAUCUAUUUUUCAUCGCAAAGGGCUCUUUUGUGUGUAUGUGAACGUGGAUAUAGUCAUGUUUUAUCAAUCAAAGAAAUUUUGG